AUGUCUAACGUCUAUGAAACAAUCAAAAUACUUGAUUCAAAAGAGGAAAGAACUACACUACGAACUCUCUUCACUAAUAAUCCAAAAAAAAGAGCUGAAGCAAAACGCGUCCUUCCUACAUGUGAAGAUAAUGAAGAGAUAGUUACUUAUUUCAAAAGACUCUUAAAGCCUUGCAAAGAUGAGCAAGGUUCCAAUAUAUCCACUCUGUUCAUCCAUGAAUGUUAUCACCACCUAUGUAAUAUUAUUUUUGAGAAUGAAAAUAUUCAUCGUUGGCGUAUUACUGGCAAUCCGGGAAUUGGGAAAAUCUUCUUUGGUUAUUAUCUACUUUAUCUCCUUUCACAACAACACAAUAUCCACGCAUUCAAAGAUUACUUGAGAAAUGAAGAAGUUUGGUAUAUCGUGGAUGGUAGGAAGCUGAUGGAAUAUGCUGCCAAGACAAUUCUCGUCUGUUCACCCCAGAAAUGCCACUACAGUAGCUUUGACAAGCUUGGAACAACUAUUCGGUACAUGCUGAUAUGGUCUUGGAAAGAGAUCGAUACAUGCAGGAUUAAGCUUUUCCGUAAUCUUACUCAAGAAUAUGUUCAGAAAUUAUACAAUAAAUGUGAUGAAAUUCCUCGGUUUACCUUGUUUUAUGCUCUCAAUGAUUCUCAGCAAGAUCUUCUUCAAAGAGCAAUUAAUUCAGUUAAUGAUAAUUUGUUAAAUUUUGUUGGUGAGACCACAGAUGAUAAUAGCACCAGUCAUAAAAUCAUCCAUAUCUGCACGAACAUACCAAAAGGAGAGGAUGAAGGAAAAGAUGAAGGAGAGGAAGGAGGUGAAGGUAUGGAAGAUGUGGAAAUAACUGAAGUAGAAGAUAAUUCUAGAGAGCCAUCUACGUCAAAAUCACCCGCAGUAACUAGACCAGAUAAAAGGAAAGAUGUUAUAGGAAAGGGAAAACCCUUCUAUUCAAUGUCAACUCUAGAAUUUGCGUCCGAUUAUGUUUCUGAAGAGAUAAUGGAUAAACUUAUAAAGAAUUAUAGAGAUCAGUUGGAAAAUUUCGUGAAAGCUAGUUCAUUGAUAAGUGAUUAUAGUACACUCCAGGGCACUAUAUUUGAGCGGAUCGCUCACAGAAAGUUACUAAAAGGAGGAUCGUUUAGGACUCGCCCUUUAUUCGCAUCAACUAUCUCUUGCUUCGGGGUGAAUAAUUCAAAACUAUCAAUACCCAUUCAGAACAAACUGCUGUUCAGUGACAUUAGUGAGAUUGUUCCUAACAUGUAUUGUAUUCUAACUCAAAAGAAUAACGCGUUUUUCAAUGUGUUCAUUUUUCCCGACACAUUCUUCCAGAUGACCGUUUCUGAGAGUCAUCCUAUCAUAAUUAGUGGGUUGGAGAAAUAUAUUAAUAAGAAUAAUAAUUCAGAUAUCAAAUUUUAUUUUGUCUUACUGAAGGAAAUAUAA
Molecule: messenger RNA, 1431 nt
Organism: Ambispora gerdemannii
Lineage: Eukaryota; Fungi; Glomeromycota; Glomeromycetes; Archaeosporales; Ambisporaceae
Source: the annotation of a GenBank genome assembly